Vombatus ursinus (common wombat) is the source of this 1288-nucleotide messenger RNA. RefSeq names its product BCL2 related protein A1 (gene BCL2A1). The transcript is spliced from 2 exons. The record is from RefSeq and is a predicted model, not a curated record. The coding region runs from base 39 to 557 and encodes 172 amino acids. Gene Ontology annotation, biological process: extrinsic apoptotic signaling pathway in absence of ligand; intrinsic apoptotic signaling pathway in response to DNA damage; mitochondrial fusion. Gene Ontology annotation, cellular component: mitochondrial outer membrane. Gene Ontology annotation, molecular function: channel activity; protein homodimerization activity; protein heterodimerization activity. NCBI's taxonomy places the organism in Eukaryota, Metazoa, Chordata, Mammalia, Diprotodontia, Vombatidae.
UCAAAGUAUUAAAACCCCAAAAUUCGCUCUCGUUUGAUAUGGCUGAUUAUGAAUUCCAUUAUGUUCACAUGUUAGCCCAGGACUACUUGAAGUAUGUUCAACAGAUGCCACAACUGGGAUCGUGUCUAAAUAAGACAUCUCAAAUACUACAAAAAGUUGCUUUCUCUGUUCAAGGAGAAGUUGAAAAGGAUAUGGAAACAUGCUUGAGCACUUUGGAUAUUGCUUCUGUAGAUUCUGCCAGAAGAAUUUUCAAAAGCGUUAUGGAAAAGGAAUUUGAGGAUGGCAUUAUUAACUGGGGACGUAUUGUCACCAUAUUUGCUUUUGGGGGAAUUCUCAUCAAGAAACUUCUGAGACAUAGAUCUCCACUGACUAUGAGUACUCAUGAAGAAGUUUCUUAUUUUAUUGCUGAGUUCAUAAUGAACAACAUAGCAGAGUGGAUAAGACAAAACGGAGGAUGGGAAAAUGGCUUCGUAAAGAAUUUUGAACCUAAUAUGGUGUGGCCAAACUUCACGGAUAUUUCAACAAAGAUCUGGGGUGUAUUUUCCUUUCUGAAGUAAUCCUUUUCAACUGAAAAGAAUUAGUCUAUCUUAAAGCACUGGCUAACACAAGAACUCUAGUCAAGAUUUACUUCAAGGCAAUUUUGUGGACAUGACCAGUUCUUUGCGGAAUCUAUGACAAUUAAAAAAAUCAGCAUUUUUAUUAACAAACUGUGAGUGUAUAUCUAUAAAUUCACUUGGAGUCGAUGCUUUAAGCUCUGAGUUAGUAUCGGAGUAUAGCAAAAUACAAGUUCUCUCUUAUCACUUCAAUGAUAUGUUCCAUUGACAGGAACACAUCAAGACUCAAACAUCAUUAUCAAUAGACAUUUACUGAUAUGUUACUUUUACAUACUACUGUACUAUACUGUACUAUAAUCUUCCUUGAAGAUAGAGCUGUUCACAUUAUUUACAAAUAUUUUCAAUGACACUCCAAGGAUUACCAAAUAAAGUUCAACUGUUCUCUAGAAUCCAAUACCCUACAGUCUGGUACCACUCUUAUCUUUCUAGUCUUAGCUCAUACUACUCUUCUCUAUGUAUUUAUUCUAAGAUCUAGUCAAACUAGGACACCCUCCCUUCCCCCAUCCCCCAGACCUCAUAUGCUUUUCUGCCUCUUCAGAGGCAGCUAGGUGGCAGAGUGGUAUAAUGCUGGGCCUUGAAGGUAGGAAGACCUGAGUUCAAAUUUGGCAUAAGAUACUGGCUAAGUGAAGCUGGGCAACUCACUUAACCUCUGUCAGCCUCAGUUUCCUCAACCA